This is a messenger RNA of Engraulis encrasicolus (European anchovy), 2067 nucleotides long. RefSeq names its product GPN-loop GTPase 1 (gene gpn1). Gene Ontology annotation, molecular function: GTPase activity. Lineage: Eukaryota; Metazoa; Chordata; Actinopteri; Clupeiformes; Engraulidae. Bases 20 to 1216 code for a protein of 398 amino acids. The record is from RefSeq and is a predicted model, not a curated record. The transcript has 14 exons.
UCACAGACCAAAAACAAGCAUGGCGACAGCCGCGAGGUUCUCUUGUGGCGAUGUUUCGGAGGGAACUAGUGCAGGAGAUGGAGCCGCCAGCGGUGGUGUUCCAGAAGCAAACACUUCUGGAGGAGAUGCGAACCAGAAACCCGUUUGUAUCAUAGUCCUUGGCAUGGCAGGCUCCGGGAAAACAACUUUUGUUCAGCGUGUCACAGCAUACCUGCAUGCCAGAAAAAGUCCACCUUAUGUCAUCAACUUGGACCCUGCCGUGCAUGAGGUUCCCUUUCCAGCCAACAUAGACAUCAGAGACACUGUCAACUACAAAGAAGUAAUGAAGCAGUAUGGCUUAGGCCCAAAUGGAGGUAUCGUCACGUCAUUAAACCUGUUUGCCACAAGGUUUGACCAGGUUAUGAAAUUCAUUGAGAAAAAGGAGACUAGUCAUGAGUAUGUUCUGAUUGACACACCGGGUCAAAUCGAAGUCUUCACCUGGUCAGCCUCUGGCACCAUCAUCACUGAAGCACUGGCGUCCAGCUUCCCCUGUGUGGUGGUUUAUGUAAUGGACACGUCGCGGAGUGUGAACCCUGUUACCUUCAUGUCCAACAUGCUCUACGCCUGCAGCAUCCUGUACAAGACCAAGCUGCCCUUCAUCGUGGUUAUGAACAAGACGGACAUAAUCGACCACAGCUUUGCGGUGGAGUGGAUGCAGGACUUUGAGACGUUUCAGGAGGCACUGAACCAGGAGACCUCGUACGUCAGCAACCUGACCAGGUCCAUGAGCCUGGUACUGGACGAAUUCUACGCCACCCUCAGGGUGGUAGGGGUGUCCGCGGUGACCGGCACCGGCCUGGACGAACUGUUUGUGCAGGUGGCCGAGGCUGCCAAGGAGUACGAGACCGAGUACCGGCCAGAAUACGACAGGCUUCACCGAGAGCUGGCUGCAGCCCAGAGUAGGAAGCAAGAGGAACAGAUGCAGAAGCUGCAUAAGGACAUGGGCUCCGUAGCCCUCGACCCUGCAGCUGCAGUCUCGGGUGACGCAGAGGUCAGUGGCCCAUGUGACUUGAUCUUCACACGAGGGAACCCAGACCAGGACAGUGACAUGGACAGUGACACAGACGACAUCGACCAUCAGACCACGGAGGAGAGCAAGGAAGGCCAGGCCUUCAAGAACUUCCUGACUGAGAGAAAGGAAGUGGUGACCGCCCGGAACAGGAAGCUGGAACAAUGAGCGCUGAACAGUGAACGAUCAGACUACACAACCUACAUGAAAGGUCACGACCCUUACGGUGACCCUAAAAAGCACUGGCGACCCUUCUGGCCCUACAAGCACCACCACUGAAUCCCACACUCUUGACUUUCAUUAUGGUGUCAGAUACCCUCUUAAGACCUCCUAAGAGACUAAUAACAGAUGACCCUUUGGACUGGGUGAAUAUUAUCUUCUAGAGAAAAAAGAGGACCUUUGAAGGUCAAAACUUGUGCACUGUUUACUGGCGUGUGUUGGGAUGAGGGUCGAAGCACUCAAAACCAAUGUCUUUGUCCAGUUCUCUCUCGGAGACCAUGUGAAAACCAACAACAAGAGUUUCUGAGAUUUGUGCGAGGGCAGAAUGUAGAGCAGACGGGUUCUAGAAUGCUCACUGAAAUUUCGGAACUGUGACAGUUGGUCCGUGUUGCAAGUUUGAGGGUUCUAAUUCAUUUCUAAAGCCUCACUGCAAGAUAACUUGUUGAUCAUGACUAAAGACAGUGCAAAGAAAGGCCCACAUGAAGAAUAUCUGGAAAAUGUGUGACAAGCACAAAGAUAGAGAAAGUUGACAUCAGUGCCUGGAAUGGAUUUGUUUGACUUUUUUGUUUUUUUGUUUUGUUAUGUUUUAAGUUGUGGUUCCAACAUUUACCUUGUGUGCACCUCAAACCGUGUAGAUACCUGGGCCUUUGAGUAUGUCCAAAGGGAGUAUGAUUAUGUGUUAAACAUCUACUGUGUAUUAUUUUGUAUAAAAAGUGUGGUGUGGAAACAUUCUCUAUAUUUGUAAAGCCACUCUUCUUUUCCUUCCAUUCUCAGAGAAAUAAAAUGAUUAUGAAUGUUGA